GAGGAGGAGGAGUCAUGGCCUGGGAUUGGUCAAAUGCAAGAAUACUAAACUAAGCCACUGUCACAGGGGUGGGACCCAGUGUGUAACAAGAGUUGUCCAGUCUGGGAUGGCACAGCCUGAUCCUCCUCUCUCAAACACAAGGUCUCAGCUUCCGCUAACCUCUUGGCAGAAUUGAGAAGAGGCUGUGCUGGAUUCUGGGAGAGACCUAAUGGGCAUAAAGAGGCAUCCCACUGGUAUCAAAGAAAGAUUACUCGCUCAUCUGUGAUUUGCUCCCCCAAACUCCCAGAUGGCUUUGCCUAGCCGCAGGUCCAAGAAUCCCAAGACACUGGCUUUCCUUCUAGUGGGUGUGACUUUUGUAGUGCUGCACCAGUGGCUCCUUCAGCAGCCCACGCAGGACAAAACGGAGGAACCCACGGCUGCUCCUUGGUCUUCCGCAGCAGCGGUGCGGCCUUUGCUGCUCCUCCCGUUGCCGGCUUGCGUGGCCAACGCCUCUGUGAACCUCACAGCUGGCUUCCAGCAGCUGCCGGUUCGCAUCCAAGACUUCCUGCGCUACCGCCACUGCCGCCGCUUCCCGCAGCUAUGGGACGCGCCCCACAAGUGCGUGGGCCCCCGGGGUGUCUUCCUGCUGUUGGCCGUGAAGUCCUCGCCUGCGAACUAUGAGCGGCGUGAGCUGAUCCGGCGUACGUGGGGCCAGGAGCGCAGCUACCACGGCAAACAGGUGCGUCGCCUCUUCCUGUUAGGGACCUCCCCUCCAGAAGAGGCGGCUCGUGAGCCUCAGCUGGCGGAUUUGCUGGGCCUGGAGGCGCGCGAGCAUGGCGACAUGCUGCAGUGGGACUUCAGGGACACUUUCCUCAACCUCACACUCAAGCAUCUGCACCUGCUCGACUGGACAGCGGAGCGUUGCCCAGGCGCUAGUUUCCUGCUCAGCUGCGACGAUGACGUCUUCGUGCACACCGCCAACGUCCUGGACUUCCUGGAGAUGCAGUCGCCUGAGCGCCACCUCUUCACCGGGCAGCUCAUGGAUGGUUCUGUGCCCAUCCGUGACAGCUGGAGCAAGUAUUUCGUGCCCCCGCAGCUCUUCCCAGGCAAGGCCUACCCCAUAUACUGCAGUGGUGGCGGCUUCCUUCUGUCCAGCCACACAGCCCGCGUCCUGCGCAGCGCGGCACGCCAUGUCCCGCUUUUCCCCAUCGACGAUGCCUACAUGGGUAUGUGUCUGCAGCGGGCCGGCCUGGAGCCCAGCAGCCACGAGGGCAUCAGGCCCUUCGGCGUGCAACUGCCCGGUGCACGACGGUCGUCCUUUGACCCCUGCGUGUACCGCGAGCUGCUGCUGGUGCACCGCUUCGCGCCUUAUGAGAUGCUGCUCAUGUGGAAGGCUCUGCACAACCCGGAGCUGCACUGUAGCCGCAGACACAAUGCAGAGUCUCCUCAGGACAGAGGGAAGCUGAAAACACGUCUUCCUAUUUGAACCGAUGCACACUGAUGUCACCUUGAGGACAGAUCUGGAAAGCACUGUAUCCUAGCGCAUAUUCCUGGCCUCGACUUCAGGGGUUUUGGUCCUAUUGGUCAGGGGUAGCUUCAGACAUGUAGGUGAUGCUUUUCUUGUUUUAAGCCAACUCCAAGACCUCUGGGCGAGGCAUAGCUAUCUGUUCAUCCUCACAUACCAGCCUUCCAGGGCACCCGCCUUCCAUCCUCCAUUCAUUGUGGGCAGCAAGAGAGGAGGCAUGGCGGCCAAGAUCAAUGUCAGCUGUCCAGUACAGCGCAAUUAUGAAUUGUCAUUUCCACCGUUUCUUCCACGGAUGAGUAGAGCUCCCAAAAGUCAGUGUACACUUGGAACUAAGGGGUGUCUGACAGCCUUGCUUCCCCCAUGCUUCAGGACUCCUGUGAG
Messenger RNA from Acomys russatus (golden spiny mouse), 1885 nucleotides. RefSeq names its product UDP-GlcNAc:betaGal beta-1,3-N-acetylglucosaminyltransferase 6 (gene B3gnt6). The transcript is spliced from 2 exons. Gene Ontology annotation, molecular function: hexosyltransferase activity. Gene Ontology annotation, cellular component: membrane. The record is from RefSeq and is a predicted model, not a curated record. Bases 287 to 1465 code for a protein of 392 amino acids. NCBI's taxonomy places the organism in Eukaryota, Metazoa, Chordata, Mammalia, Rodentia, Muridae.